AUGGCAAAGAGGAAGAACCUAGUAGUGUACAUGUAUUUAUUAGCAUUGACUCUAAUAAUGAUAUCAAUAUCUGCCUCUAACCCAGCAUUUGUGAGUGGAGAAGAAGAUUGUGAUGAGUUAGAUUGGAGUAUCUCAGCUGCUGAAGAAGCUGAAAUUGUGGAUAUUGUAUCAUGCUCAGGCGGGGAAUUAAAUAUAUUUGAGCCAUUUUGGAGGGAGCAUGCAAGAAAAAGUUCAGUGUUGGUAUCAGGGUGGCAUAGAAUGAGAUACAAUUAUAGUGAUGGAUCAUCAAUUUCUCCAUUGCUGGUGAAGAAUAUAAGAAAACUACAUGAGAUUGUUGGAAAUGCAAUCACUAAUGAAAGGUACAUUGUGUUUGGAAGUGGUUCAACACAACUUAUCAAUGCCGCAGUUUAUGCAUUGUCUCACAAAUCAUCAUUAUUGGAUCCAGCAAAAGUACUCAACACAUCUCCAUAUUGUCCUGUAGAAAUUCGUACGCAAUUGUUUUCGUAUGAAGUUGAUAUUUGA
This is a messenger RNA of Arachis duranensis, 522 nucleotides long. RefSeq names its product tryptophan aminotransferase-related protein 4-like. The transcript has 3 exons. Lineage: Eukaryota; Viridiplantae; Streptophyta; Magnoliopsida; Fabales; Fabaceae. Gene Ontology annotation, molecular function: carbon-sulfur lyase activity. Bases 1 to 522 code for a protein of 173 amino acids. The record is from RefSeq and is a predicted model, not a curated record.